Messenger RNA from Kwoniella botswanensis, 1089 nucleotides. RefSeq names its product chitin synthase export chaperone. The transcript is spliced from 8 exons. Gene Ontology annotation, biological process: protein folding. The record is from RefSeq and is a predicted model, not a curated record. Gene Ontology annotation, cellular component: endoplasmic reticulum membrane. NCBI's taxonomy places the organism in Eukaryota, Fungi, Basidiomycota, Tremellomycetes, Tremellales, Cryptococcaceae. Bases 1 to 1089 code for a protein of 362 amino acids.
AUGUCAGACAGCUUCAAGUUCGGUUCGUUCGACUAUUCCUGUGAACAUGCCGCUUUGGUGGUAUGCCCACUCCUCGGGUCAUCUCAGGGGACGAUGGCGACGUGUUAUAGUAGAAAUGUUCAGUUGGGUUCACAAAUCAUAUUUCAACCUGCAACAUGUUUCGUCCACAUCGCCGCACUGGGAAUGACAGCCAUCAUGUUAUUCCACGUUCGAUCAAAGUACACCGCUGUAGGAAGGAAAGAAAUCGUCACUUUCUUCUACAUGUAUAUGUUUGUUGAAUUGUUGGCUAUAUUUUUGGAUUCCGCUAUUAUCCCUACUGCUCAUGCCGUUUAUCCCUGGUUCACGGCUGUUUAUGCUGGAGCGGUCGGAGCGUUGUAUUGGUGUAUCUUGAUUAAUGGAUUUGUUGGAUUCCAAUUAUAUGAAGAUGGUACACCGAUAAGUUUAUGGUUCCUCCGAUUAUCAUCCCUCGCUAUAUGGGGUAUAUGCUUCUUCGUCGCCAUCGCCACAUUCAAGGGAUUCGCUUCUUUCUCAUUCGAGAAGCCUGUCGGAUUAUUCGUCACUUACCUUGUUUUCCCCGCUGUAUGCGCUGUCAUCUAUUUUGUCUCUCAACUUUUGUUGGUAGUGCGAACCUUGGAUGAUCGAUGGGUCAUCGGAGAUCUGGUCUUCAUGGCUGGAUUUUACAUAUGCGGUAUCUUGCUGUUACUUGCUUUCAGCGUUACGAUCUGUGAUAAAGUCAACCACUAUGUUGAUGGAGUAUUCUUUUUCUCGAUGGCUAUGCUCUUGACAGUGAUGAUGAUCUACAAGUACUGGGACUCCAUUACCAAGGAAGAUCUCGAAUUCUCAGUCGGGUCCAAAGCUGCCGUUUGGGAAGUGAAAGAUCCACUUAUGGCUGGCGGAUCUGAAUACUACCCUGAAGACGAUACACAAUCUUCCUACAGGGGUGCAGGAGGAUCUUUGGUAGGUGGAAUGGGAGGAAAUAAUUAUUAUGGUAAUUACCCAGCGCAGACUUAUGGUCAACAGGGAUAUAGUCAACAAGGUUAUGGGGGUGGUUAUGGGGGUAAUCAACAGUAUGGUGGAGGACAUUAUUAG